AAGAAAGGGUUCCUGUUUCUAAGGAGAGGACUGGCUUUACACACACACACAAAUUGAUUUGCAUUUAGGAGGCGGAGCUGCCUUCCUCGGCUAAGAAUGGAGAGCAGAUGCCAAUCACACAACUCCAUUUACCUUAAGUACAGUUGCAGGGAGGCUGAGACGUUGAAGAUCAGAGAAGAGAGAAGAAAAUUCACAUGUAUAGCUCGCAGAGCCAAGUGAACGGGAUGGGAAGUCAUAUACAUUCUCCUCCUGGUGGAAACAGUUAUGUACGGGGACCCCAUUUUCCUGGCCCAAUUCGGAGCUUUGAGCAGAAAUGAUAAACUAUGUGGUGCGGGCAGAGGAAGAACACAUUGUCAUUGGACCGACUGCUGCAUUCCAGACGCUUCAGAUCGAGUAACAGCGCUGCUCUGCUAGUAGUUAGGAAUGUGCCACUGCGGUUACACGUAGUCGUGACGUCAGUCUCGCGUAAUGAUACUUGCAGUGUCGGGAUUUUCGGAAAGACUGGAAGCGAAAGCUCGCACUUAUCAGCAUUGCGGUAUUGCACUCUAUUUUGAAAAUCUGGCAAGGCAAAAGGCAACCAUGGAAAAGAAUAUUAACCAGCGAAAGCUACGUGUAUGUGUUGCCACGUGUAACCGAGCGGAUUACUCCAAACUGGCUCCGAUUAUGUUUGGCAUCAAAGCAGAACCAGACCACUUUGUACUGAGUGUAGUAGUUAUAGGCUCUCACCUUAUUGAUGACUAUGGGAAUACGUAUCGAAUGAUUGAGCAGGAUGAUUUCGACAUUCAGGCAAGAUUACAUACGAUUGUCAGGGGAGAGGAUGAAGCCUCAAUGGUUGAGUCAGUUGGCCUUGCUUUGGUGAAGCUUCCGGAUGUUCUAAACCGUUUGAAUCCAGACAUAAUUGUUGUCCAUGGAGACAGAUUUGAUGCACUGGCCUUAGCUACAUCUGCUGCAUUAAUGAACAUUAGAAUCCUUCACAUAGAAGGUGGUGAAGUCAGUGGAACCAUAGAUGAUUCUAUCAGACACUCUAUCACUAAAUUGGCUCAUUAUCAUGUCUGCUGCACCAGAAGUGCAGAACAACAUCUUAUUGCUAUGUGUGAGGACCACGCCAGAAUCCUUUUAGCGGGAUGUCCCUCCUAUGACAAACUUCUCAGUGUGAAAAAUAAGGACUAUAUGAGUGUACUAAAAAUGUGGCUUGGUGAUGAUGUCAAGAAUAGGGAAUAUAUUGUGGCCUUGCAGCACCCAGUGACCACUAAUAUUAAACAUUCCAUUAAGAUGUUUGAGUUCACUCUGGAUGCACUUCUCUCCUUCAACAAGAGAACGCUAAUACUUUUUCCAAACAUUGAUGCAGGAAGUAAAGAAAUGGUACGAGUAAUGAGGAAGAAGGGUGUGGAGCACCACCCAAAUUUUCGAGCUGUGAAACAUGUUCCAUUUGAACAGUUCAUCCAGUUAGUUGCUCAUGCCGGAUGCAUGAUCGGAAAUAGCAGUUGCGGGGUCCGUGAAGCGGGGGCUUUUGGCACUCCAGUCAUCAAUUUGGGAACCCGUCAGACAGGAAGAGAAACAGGUGAAAAUGUGCUUCAUGUUCGUGAUGCAGAUACCCAAAAUAAAAUAAUUCAUGCACUUCAGCUCCAGUUUGGAAAACGGUAUCCCUGUUCAAAGAUCUAUGGAGAUGGAAAUGCCGUCCCACGUAUUGUGAAGUUUCUGAAAUCAAUAAGUCUUGACGAGCCGCUUCAAAAGAAGUUCUGUUUCCCUCCAGUAAAAGAAAGCAUCUCUCAAGAUAUUGACCACAUCCUGGAAACCUUAAGUGCUUUGGCUGUAGAUCUUGGAGGGACAAAUCUAAGAAUAGGCAUUGUCAGUAUGAAGGGUGAAAUAAUAAAGAAGUAUGUGCAACCUAAUCCUAAAACAUAUGAGGAUAGAAUAGAACUAAUUUUAAAAAUGUGCAUUGAAGCUGCAGCCGAAGCUGUUAAUCUGAACUGCAGAAUACUCGGAGUGGGCAUUUCUACAGGAGGUCGUGUAAACCCUCAUGAAGGUAUCGUGCUUCAUUCCACAAAACUUAUACAAGAGUGGAGCUCUGUGGAUCUUAGAACUCCUCUCUCCGACACACUACAUCUACCAGUAUGGGUAGACAAUGAUGGUAAUUGUGCUGCACUUGCAGAGAGGAAAUUUGGCCAAGGCAAAGGAGUAGAGGACUUUGUGACUAUUAUUACUGGCACAGGGAUUGGAGGAGGAGUCGUUCAUAACCACGAGUUGGUUCAUGGCAGCUCUUUCUGUGCCGGCGAGCUGGGUCACAUCAUGGUGUCCUUUGAUGGACCAGAGUGUAUGUGUGGUAGCAGCGGAUGUGUAGAAGCAUAUGCCUCUGGAAUAGCCCUGCAAAGGGAAGCAAAAAAGCUUCACGAUGAGGACAUGCUGCUGGUUGAAGGCAUGACUGUGAAGAAUGAUGAAUCUGUAAGUGCAAUUCAUCUUAUUCAAGCUGCAAAAUUUGGCAAUACCAAAGCAGCCAACAUUCUCAAAACAGCUGGUACUGCUCUCGGCAUUGGCAUUAUAAAUAUCCUCCACACUAUAAACCCAUCGCUGGUGAUCUUAUCAGGAGUCCUUGCAAACCAGUACGUCAAUGUUGUGAAGGACAUGAUACGCCAGAGAGGCUUGGCCUCAAUCCAGGAUGUUGAUGUUGUCGUGUCCAAUUUAUCAGAUCCUGCUCUUCUAGGAGCGGCAAGCAUGGUGCUCGAUUACACGACACGCAGAACAUACUAAUCACCCUGGGGAUUGUCUUGCCAAGAGACUCUUGCCCUUUUAUUGUCUAGCCCCGGUCAAGACUAAAUUAUUUAAUAUUUAAUUCUAUUGUAUUUACUGUAUUGUAUUUUAUGGAAAAGACUUCAAAUCGGGACGUUCUGAAAUUGCUGCUGGUUUUAUUGUUUGCUUUUAUAGUAUUUGUACAUAAUGUUCGUAUGAACUCUCUGCGGAGGUUUUUAUUUUAAAACAUGAAAAACUUAUUCCAGGCUACGUUUGCUGAUGAAAGAUGAUCGUGGCGAUUGACAUAAAUCCAUAUAAUUUAUGUAGAGUAGGUAAAUAUUGCCGCAUUGACCACAAAUUAUUUCCUCAUAAAUCACAAGCCUCUAUUCCACGUUCAAGUCUGACACAAACACUGAAAUUGUUCUGUUUAUAUCUUUAUGUCUCUGCUUAUUUUUACUGUUUUAUCUGUA
Xenopus laevis (African clawed frog) is the source of this 3197-nucleotide messenger RNA. RefSeq names its product glucosamine (UDP-N-acetyl)-2-epimerase/N-acetylmannosamine kinase S homeolog (gene gne.S). Lineage: Eukaryota; Metazoa; Chordata; Amphibia; Anura; Pipidae. Gene Ontology annotation, molecular function: UDP-N-acetylglucosamine 2-epimerase activity; N-acylmannosamine kinase activity; hydrolase activity, hydrolyzing O-glycosyl compounds. The transcript has 14 exons. Gene Ontology annotation, biological process: UDP-N-acetylglucosamine metabolic process. The coding region runs from base 469 to 2748 and encodes 759 amino acids. Gene Ontology annotation, cellular component: cytosol. The record is from RefSeq and is a predicted model, not a curated record.